AGCACUUCCGGUGGCGUUUCCUGUCAGUGUUUGUAAACUGAGAAAAAAUUGGAAGUGCGACAAGAAAUAAUAACCUACAAAACUCUAAAAAUCGAACGGCUUGGCCCCUGAUGAUUUGGGUGGGUGUGGUCUCUUCUGUUACCCCUCAUCCUAAGUGAAGCCCCCUCUGUUCCCCCCAAACACACACGCAUUCAAACCACGGCGAUGACACACCAUUCCAACAACUCUGUUCGAGACCAUAUGAAAUGGGCUGGGUUGCUGGGCUGCGAGGCGGUGCUGUCCAGCAUGGCCCUGAUGCAAGCCAACAACAUCCCAGGCCAGAAGAGGAUGAUGUCCCCCUUGGGUCAAGGGCACAGGGCUAGUCCUGAGAGCCACCAAACCCACUCGCAGCACAGCCACAACCACCAUGGACACCAGGCUCACCAUGGACAACCCCACAAUAGCCACAUGGGCCAUCCUUCAGCCGGGAGCUGUCCACCCCUACUGAUUCGAAAAGACGGGGAUUAUCACUCAUCAAGAAUGAUGGAUGGAAAGGACAUGCAGGCAAACCAGAAUAUGCAACCCAAGAAGAAGCACAAAAAAUCAGGGUCAUCCAGCAAAGUUAAAGUGGAGCAUUCAGUUCCACCAAUGGAUAUGGACGACGAUGACAGUUCCUUGAAAGUCCAGAAGAACUUCAUCUGUGACCACUGCUAUGGAGCUUUCCGGAGUAGCUACCACCUCAAGCGUCACAUACUUACACAUACAGGAGAGAAGCCAUUUGCUUGCGACGCGUGUGAUAUGCGGUUCAUUCAGCGUUACCACCUGGACAGACACAAGAGGGUGCACAGCGGAGAGAAGCCGUACCAGUGUGAUCGCUGCCAUCAGAACUUCUCACGGACAGACAGGCUACUGAGACACCGACGGCUAUGUACAGUUGGGAUGAGCAAGGAGGAGAACCAGUACUCACAGGACACAUCUGCCCAUCCAGCUUCCUGGAGCCCCCUACAGCCUUCCAACAACCGUCUGACUGUCUGACCCACUGUUUUCCAGAGACCCUACAGACAGCAGCUCAGAAACGUCUCGCGUUGGAGCUCAACAGUACUGUUACUGUGUACAGAAAAACAGCCUAGUUUAAACACAACCAAACUUUACUUUUCUCUGGCCAGCUCUUUCACAGAGCUUGAUAGUGGAUUUUGUAGUUUUUUUAAUCUACUGUUCCAUUCACUAUACAGACAAAAUUGGAAGGACUAAUUCACAGUUUUGGACAACAGGUCUUGCUAUUAUGGCAAUAACUGAAUGAAAACGCAAGUCUCUUUUUAUCUGACAGGUUGUUUUUUUUUUUUUUUAGUAUUGCUGCCAGGGGAUUGCAAGUAUUUUUGACUGCAUUGACUGUCAAUGUAUCAUGCAGCACCUCUUAGGUAUCCUGUUGAUCUGCAAUCAACCCCAGUGCUGCCCUCUACUACAUAUGGACUGUUCACUAAAGGACACACAUACAGAACUGUGUAGCUUUUUAGUGUUCAGGUUUUUCUCAUUUUGUGUUCCUUGUGCACCUAACGAAGUACUAGCUAUUGCUUCUGAGUGACAGGUCACAGCAGUCUUGUGGUCUGUGCUGCCACCUAUCCAACACUCAAGGUGUUGUGUGCGUAAUUUGAAAUAAAAUUUUAAUGUCAUUUUUGAUAACGCCAAUCUAAACACGAAAGAGGCUUAUUACACAGUAAAUGGCAAACUGUCAGUCUAUUUUCACUUCAUGUGGUAGUUCACCUUUUUUCAAACACACAAUCUAAAUGGAUCUAAAAUAAUUUUUUACUGCUAUUCGUCCAGCUGUAAAACGGAAUGACUGGUGACAGCGAUGUCUACAAACGGGUGGAAAAACACUAAAAGUUAACUAGAUGCUCCUGAAAUAUAACAUUUUCAACUAAUCUUGGUAUUAGUUAAGUUGUGUAGCGACUGUUGGCUCACAUAUUCACUGUUGUACCUUGUUUUAGAGGGGUUUUGUCCUGACUGUUUAAAGGUUACUGUUGAAAUACAGUAGAAGGCUGACAGGUUUUGUAGGAAGAUUUUUUGAUGCUCUUGAACAAAGUUAGUGAGCUUUUUUGUUUAUAUAAUAACUGGAUGUAGGAACCACCUGUCUGUUGCAGUAAUAGGUGCUUCUGUAAUAACCCCCUCAAUAUAAAUGAAUUGUGUCUACUGUCUCUCUGUUCCUAGAAAACUGCUGUCAGUCUUUUUUUCCCUGCUCAGCAUUGAUAGAUUUUUCUGACUUUGAAAAAUGUCCAUCCUUUCGGAAGUAUUUUGGUAAGUGAGGCUGGGUCAGCGUGUAUUCUGAAAUCCUGAGAUACACCUUAACGUUUGUGAGAGUCCAUUAGCACACAAUUGGAUUAAAACUAGUCCUAGACCUGAAGUUAUAUUCACCUGAGGUACUAGGGGAAAUUUGGUGCAGACUAGUCUAAUUCAGUGCCCGGAUGAAUUCAAACAGUUCUCAGGUGAGAAGACUCAUCCACAGAUUGAGAGUUUGCCUCCAUCUUGACCUGACUGAAUGUGAUCUGAAUACAGUGCCAUGUCAUUUCAACUCCAGUUUAACCUUGAGCAUCUACGAUGAAGACGAUGAGCAGUGGACAGGGGAAUAUAAGGUCCACAUAGUUUUUUUUUUUUUUUUUUUUUUUGUACGACGAUAACCUACAUUAUAUUCUGUUAAGGCCUCUGUAUGAUGAAAUCACAGACUGUAAACACUGGACAGAAGAGGUUAGCUCAAUUGUAAUGGAUUGUAUUGUAGACAGGUACUUCUAUUGCUGUCAGACAUUUAGAUUAUGUGAAAGGAGUUUGGGGCCCAUCACUGACUUGUCUACUUUUUACGAAGUUAAUAUAUAUUUAAAUUGUAUUAGGGGUAGAAAAUAGUAUGUACACUUCAAAAGAAAAUCAAAGUAUUUACAAAAUUAUAAUCCUUAGUCUGAUCACUACUUAUUACAGCUGAAAAUAGAAAAAGUCAUCCUUCAACUUGCUAUUAGGAGUAAAAUAAAAGCUGCCACUCUUGCCCUUUUUAGAAUAGCAGCCAUGAUUAGUCAGCAUUUUUUUUUUUUUUCUCUCUUUUGCAUGUAUUUGAUCUUGUAUACAUUUUGUUUUUGGUAAAGAUACAUAUUUUUUUUUCAAUCUGAGCCCCACCUUUUUUGUCUUUUCAGGGGUAAAGUGAAAUUAAUUUUGACUCUGUCAAUCAUACUGUAGUAAACAGUUUUAGGGCCCCAACUGUCUCAAUAAAGCUGUUACACUUUUUAAACAAA
Perca fluviatilis (European perch) is the source of this 3251-nucleotide messenger RNA. RefSeq names its product zinc finger protein 740b (gene znf740b). Gene Ontology annotation, molecular function: RNA polymerase II cis-regulatory region sequence-specific DNA binding; DNA-binding transcription factor activity, RNA polymerase II-specific. The transcript has 7 exons. The record is from RefSeq and is a predicted model, not a curated record. NCBI's taxonomy places the organism in Eukaryota, Metazoa, Chordata, Actinopteri, Perciformes, Percidae. Gene Ontology annotation, biological process: regulation of transcription by RNA polymerase II. The coding region runs from base 205 to 1014 and encodes 269 amino acids.